This is a messenger RNA of Capsicum annuum, 1084 nucleotides long. RefSeq names its product fasciclin-like arabinogalactan protein 11. The record is from RefSeq and is a predicted model, not a curated record. The coding region runs from base 145 to 894 and encodes 249 amino acids. The transcript has a single exon. NCBI's taxonomy places the organism in Eukaryota, Viridiplantae, Streptophyta, Magnoliopsida, Solanales, Solanaceae.
UCUCCAUAAAACCCCUCUAUUUCUACCCUAUCAUAAACAAGCACCAAUCAUUUUUCAAAAUUCAAAUUUCCCAAGUCCAAUUUCUCUCUAUUUCCCAAUCAUCCAUUCUUGAAAAGAACCAAGAAAACAAUCAUAACAAAAAUAAUGAGUCCCCUUAUUUUCUCUCUUUCCCUCCUAGCAAUUUCCCUCCAUUCAUGCACUCUUACCCUCGGUCAAAAUUCUGCCUCCGCUCCCGCUCCAUCAGGCCCCACCAACAUAACAAAAAUACUCGAAAAAGCUGGUCAAUUCACCACGUUUAUCCGGCUCUUAAAAACCACUCAAGCCGGCGAUCAGAUCAACACACAGUUAAACAAUUCUAAACAAGGAAUGACUGUUUUUGCACCUACUGACAACGCAUUUUCGAGCCUCGAAGCGGGUACUCUCAAUACACUAAGUUCUCAACAACAAGUUCAGUUAGUGCAAUUUCAUGUUCUUCCUAGCUUUAUUUCAACGUCACAGUUUCAAACUGUUAGCAAUCCGUUAAGGACACAAGCUGGAGACACUAGUCCUGGUGAUUUCCCGUUAAAUGUAACGACUUCGGGGAAUCAAGUGAAUGUGUCUACUGGAAUCGUGGAUGCUACUGUGUCGAAUACUAUUUAUACCGAUGGUGAGCUUGCAGUAUAUCAAGUGGACAAAGUGCUUCAGCCUAUGAGUAUCUUUGCUUCUCCCUCUCCCGCGACAGCACCAUCUCCAGCUCCUGCUACGUUGAAUCUGAAGAAGAAGUCUCCAGCAGCAGCAUUAAGUCCGAGCUCCGGGAGUGAUGAUGCACCGCCUGCAGAUAAAUCGGGUGCUGAUAGAUUGAAUGGGGGGGUGGUGUUGGUGAUCGGAGCUUUCUGGUUUGUGUUUUGGUUGUGAGACUUUAAAUGUUUUUGACGGCUGUGAUCAUACUGUUUGGAAGUGAUGAUGAUUUCAGGGUUGGAUCAAACCGUUGUGAUUGAAUAAUUCUGUUUUCUCUCUCUUUCCCGCCAUUUUCGUUUCAUCGUUUUUCAACUGUUUGAUAUGAAUCAAAUUUUGAGGUGAUAAUGUACAUUUCUCUGUUUUUCAA